GCACCCCGCUGCAUUAUGUCGUAGCAGAGGGGUGGUCUGCUCUUCUCAUGUCGUUGCCUCGUUAUCUGUUUGGGAAAAUACCGUCUAAUGAAAUCGAGUGUCUGUUACGGUUGGGCGGAUCAAUCAUCCGAUACCGAUCGGCUCUGGCUGCGUGAAAUAGGGAAUGAACGACGAGACAGCAUCGGACAGCUGGAACAGAAACUCCGGGUGCUCCAGGUGUGAAGCUAAGCUAGUAUAGCACAUCGGCUAGCGAAGGGGACAGUGGUAUGAAGCCACAACGUAGCUAGCUGUACUGCUUUUAAUCUGGGACACCCGACAUUUCGUUUAUAUAAACUCUGUUAGCAUUAGAAUAAGUUCCUACCUGUGUGACUACAAGAGAUCCGGUUUACAGCAUUAUAAAGUGUCAUUGAUUCGUCUUCAAUCUGGUCAAGAAUUGCCUAUUUGGUCAUUGAUUAAAUCACAGUUGCUGUCUGUACAAGUGAUUUUGUACGGCACUGCACAACACAGUAGACCUCGUUUGAUCAAAGUUAUAGAAGCAUCUGUCAAUGCAUCACAACACAUUUCAGCAGCACCACAAACUGCAGCCUCGGAUCUGAACGUAGAGUAGAAUCAACACAUUCCUACAACUGAACACUAACUUUUAUCAAGAUUUUGGAGUUGAGCUGCUGAGAUUUCCGUUGCCACAAUAUGAAGGAGUAUUGAGCAAAUGCUGGCCGUGAAUCCCGGAAAGACGCCCAUCAGUCUGCUGCAGGAGUAUGGAACGCGGAUAGGCAAGACCCCAGUGUACGACCUGCUGAAGGCCGAGGGACAGGCCCACCAGCCAAACUUUACUUUCCGCGUUUCCGUCGGAGAGAUCAGCUGCACCGGCCAAGGGCCCAGCAAGAAGGCAGCCAAGCACAAAGCAGCCGAGGCUGCUCUGAAAAUGCUCAAGGGAGGUCUUGGAGGUCCCGUUGAAGUUGGAGUCGGAGUCGGAGUCGAAGUCGAGGGUAUUGUUGCGGUUGACGUGUCCGCUGAUGGGGACAGCUCCCAGUCAGAGAUGAAGACCUCAGGCAGUUCUCAGCAGUCUGAAUGUAACCCCGUGGGGGCUCUGCAGGAAUUGGUGGUGCAGAAAGGAUGGCGUUUGCCAGAGUACACAGUCACCCAGGAGUCUGGUCCAGCACACCGCAAGGAGUUUACCAUGACCUGCAGAGUGGAGAGAUUUGUGGAAAUCGGAAGCGGAACCUCCAAGAAACUAGCCAAGAGAAAUGCAGCAGCUAAGAUGUUAUCGCGUAUACACGACGUCCCAGUCGACCUGAGGACUAGCAACGACGCUGACGUGGAAGAAGACACGUUCAACAUGCACAUGGGGAGCAAAGCUGAGACGGGCAAAAGUAAAGGCUUCAGUUGCACCUGGGACUCACUGCGUAACUCUGCUGGAGAGAAAAUCCUCCAGCUCCGCAGCCACCCUCUGGGCACGCCCACGGACUCCAACUCCUGCUCGCUGCUGAGCGACCUGUCCACGGAGCAGCGCUUUGACGUCAGUUACCUGGAUCUGGAGGAGCGCAGUCUGAGUGGCUUGUGCCAGUGUCUAGUGGAGCUGUCCACGCAGCCAAUCACAGUGUGCCAUGGAUUUGCUCCGAGCAUCGACGCCGCUCGGGCCAAUGCGGCCCACAAUGCACUACAGUACCUCAAAAUCAUGGCUGGAGGGAAGUGACGUCGUCUUCCUCCUCAGACUCUCUUCUGCCAGGAUGCAUUUUCUUCUCCGGACAACAGAGGCACUUUUUUUGAUGAAUUUAAAACAACGCGAAUUACCUCAAAUGUGGAAAUAUCGACUUUUUCUUUCCCCAAAUUGACUCCCGGAGCCACAUGGAUUUCUUAUUGUUCCAGAUGAAGAUUUAGUUGCCCAAAAACUCAUGCACCCUUCUCUUUGACAUUUAGCAUAUUUGUCACAAAUUAUUUUUUUCAGCAUUUUUCAGUCUAUUUUUGUUGGCCAGGCAUCCAUACGCGGUCCUUUAUCCCAAAUCAUAAAUGGGGCUCUCGCAGCGAGUUUCAAAAUCACUGCAGACAAAUUUUGAUGCAACAGACGGUCAAAGGAGUUUGUAGAAAUUGGGCGGUGGAAUCGACAUUUAUUGGUGCUUCGUUUAUGCCCACAUCCAGGAUGGAUAAAAGGAAGAAAGAAAUUCCAGCCAUGUGCUGAAACGUGGAGAGAAAAGGACUCUGAAUAGAUAAUUAUUUUAAAGACUGCCCUGUUUUCCGAUGAGAUUGUAUGAGAAAAUCUGUUUUUUUGUUGUAUAUUAAAAUGGCCCUCAGCCACGUAUUUUUGGGGGGACAUUUUUCAUAAGGUUUAAAGUGUUUGAUAUUCACUUUUCUAAACACUGCCAUCACAGAGUAGAAAUGGUGAGAAGAAAACCCAGAUCAAGGAAAAUGAAUGAUCCAUGAAUUGUGAACGAUUCUUUCUACUGAGUAAUAGAGAAAGUACUCACACUGUGUCUUUUUAACUGUUAGCAUAAUUCAAAAUACAGACACGAAAAGAGGAAGAAAAAGUACUGUGAAUCUUCUGCAUUCUUGUUACUUUUGACUUUCAAUAUCACCGACCAAACAAAGAACCUACCACAUUUUAUGUGGUCUCGAUGCUUGUGACCAUCAUGCCUGGUAUUGUUUGAUAUUUAAUCUAAACCCACGUGACUUUUUUUCGUUUCUGUACAUCUCUCCCACCUUUUGGGAGUUUGAUGUUACCCUCAUUCUCUAAAAGGUCAGAUCUGCAUUUUGUUUUUCUGAUCACGAAGUAAGGAACCAUUGCUGGGAUAUUUCGUGGGGUUUUUGUCGCUGACAUUGACGUUUAUGUUGACAUUAAUACAUUUGAGUCGUGCAAGUAGAAACUGUUUUUAUGAACUAAAAUGUGAGCUCCAGUGAUUAAAUUACCGUUUAAAUAAACUUUCCCACACAUUA
This is a messenger RNA of Pungitius pungitius (ninespine stickleback), 2928 nucleotides long. RefSeq names its product TAR (HIV) RNA binding protein 2 (gene tarbp2). Gene Ontology annotation, biological process: regulation of siRNA processing; regulation of miRNA processing; siRNA processing. Bases 707 to 1693 code for a protein of 328 amino acids. NCBI's taxonomy places the organism in Eukaryota, Metazoa, Chordata, Actinopteri, Perciformes, Gasterosteidae. Gene Ontology annotation, molecular function: pre-miRNA binding; siRNA binding; double-stranded RNA binding. Gene Ontology annotation, cellular component: nucleus; cytoplasm; RISC-loading complex. The transcript is spliced from 8 exons. The record is from RefSeq and is a predicted model, not a curated record.